AUGGAAGAUAAUAACAAUAAAAUUGCUGAUGAUAACGAUAAAGCUGAAGAGUUUGAAUUCAAUUUUAUUAAUAUUCCAUGGGAUGAUAGGACUAAAUUUAGCAAAAUAGGUAUUAUUGCACUUUUAGCAGCGAUAUGCCUCGCCAUCAUAGGGGGAGUUCUCAACAAUUUUAUUCUGCAUUACAAGAGUUUUUAUAAAAACACUCAGCAAACCCACGAACUAAUAUGCCGUAUUGUGAAAAUAGAAGCUUAUCCUUUUGUUGCUAGAAUACACCUAGCCUCAACACAACAAUUGUUAUGUCUGGGUGCUGUAAUAAGUUCUUCAUCAGUGAUAGCUAAUGGAGUAUGUGUCAAAUCUGGACCAAUUCGGCUGGGGCUAGGAAGUCCUUCGAAUCAGUUGUGCAAAAAAGGAUUUACCGUAGACCUAGUAGAUCCAAUUCGACACGAUGGCGCAAUUUCUAACACUCUUGUUAUUUUGACAACGAUGGAAAAAAUGUCUUCUUGCUCAUCCACAAUCAAAAUUAGCGAACAUGUUGAUUUUAUAUCGAAGGCAUACAUUCUAGGAAGACCCUUGUUGGCGGACCGUGUUACGAAAACUUUAUCUCGACAGCCUGCAACUUUGCUUAGUGCCGAUGAGAUAACCAAUAUAAGUCUAAUUCCCUUCAAAAAUUUGAAGAAAUCGAGCAUGAUAUGUGUCAAAGAUUUGUCGAACUGUCCUGUUCGUGCUGGAGAUCUGCUAAUCCAAGACGAUGAGGUGCUCGGUUUAGCGUCGACAAGUGUCCAUCGCACUGACCUCAGCAAUAUGGCUUGUUUUGCAGAUCUUAAUGUGGUGCGGCCAGAAUUGACCGAAUUGUUAUGA
Amyelois transitella is the source of this 858-nucleotide messenger RNA. RefSeq lists its product as uncharacterized. The transcript is spliced from 2 exons. The record is from RefSeq and is a predicted model, not a curated record. NCBI's taxonomy places the organism in Eukaryota, Metazoa, Arthropoda, Insecta, Lepidoptera, Pyralidae. The coding region runs from base 1 to 858 and encodes 285 amino acids.